CCGAUGUGGUCCAGCUGAUAGACAUCGGUCGUCAUGCCGGUCUCAGCAGGGGGGGCUGGAUAUAGUUACUCUAUAUGCUAAACAACUGAACAUCAACAGUUUAUAGUCCUAUUAGGUUAUUCACCUGUGGCAGCUACAAUGGCAGAAUCGAUCGCAAUUGCAGACACCCCAGGCGUGGCCAAGGAGUUCCUGGUUGGCACCUCGGGGGGUAUCACCCAGGUCAUUAUCGGCCAACCAUUCGACAUUGUCAAGGUCCGCAUGCAAGUCCAGGCAAACAAGACCGCCAUCCAAGUCGCCCGGGAUAUCUGGAAGCACGAGGGGGCCUUGGCCUUCUACAAGGGAACCCUCCCGCCGCUGCUCGGAGUCGGAGCCUGUAUCAGCAUCGUCUACUCAACCUUCCACACAAUCUCACAAGCAAUCCACUCCCUCAAUGACAACAACCCAACCCCCACCCUAACACCCACCCAAACCUACCUCGCCGGCGGCCUCUCCGGCCUCGCCAACAGCAUCAUAUCAGGACCCACGGAACACAUCCGAAUCCGCCUGCAGACCCAAUCCGCCCCCUCGCUUACUCCAAGACAUGCUCCUGCUUCAGGGCCGUAUUCCGUCUAUGGCUGCAUCCGUGCCAUCCACUCCCACGCGGGGCUCCGGGGCCUCUACCGUGGCCAGACACCCACCAUGCUCCGUGAAUUUGGCAGCUACGGCGUCUGGUUCUGUGUCUACGAGGGCCUUCUUUCCUGGCUAACCUGGCCCAGCCAUCCCACCUCCAAACUAAACACAAAUACAGGUACAGCCUCCAACAGCGCAGCACGCAGGGAAGACCUCCCCACGUGGCAAAUUGCAUCGUGCGGCGUCAUAACAGGCCUGGUGCUCUGGUCUGUCAACUACCCGUUUGACGUCGUCAAGAGUAAGAUGCAGGCGGAUGGGUUUGGCGCGGAGAGGAGGUAUGUGAAUAUGCGGGAUGUGGUGAGGCGGACUUGGUGCGUGGAGGGGGUGAGGGGGUUCUUUAGGGGAUUGGGGCCGACGCUUUUUAGGGCUGUGCCGGUUUCUGGGGGGACUUUUGUUGUGGUUGAGCAGGUGAGGAAGCUUAUAUAGAUAUAGAUAUAAAUGAUAGUUGGUUGGCGGGAAGGGGCUAUAGAG
Aspergillus versicolor CBS 583.65 is the source of this 1140-nucleotide messenger RNA. RefSeq lists its product as uncharacterized. The transcript is spliced from 5 exons. NCBI's taxonomy places the organism in Eukaryota, Fungi, Ascomycota, Eurotiomycetes, Eurotiales, Aspergillaceae. Bases 139 to 1095 code for a protein of 318 amino acids. Gene Ontology annotation, molecular function: L-ornithine transmembrane transporter activity. Gene Ontology annotation, biological process: mitochondrial L-ornithine transmembrane transport. The record is from RefSeq and is a predicted model, not a curated record.